This is a messenger RNA of Penicillium griseofulvum, 1056 nucleotides long. RefSeq names its product putative 3-hydroxyacyl-CoA dehydrogenase. The coding region runs from base 1 to 1056 and encodes 351 amino acids. The transcript has 3 exons. Gene Ontology annotation, cellular component: cytoplasm. Lineage: Eukaryota; Fungi; Ascomycota; Eurotiomycetes; Eurotiales; Aspergillaceae. The record is from RefSeq and is a predicted model, not a curated record. Gene Ontology annotation, molecular function: oxidoreductase activity, acting on the CH-OH group of donors, NAD or NADP as acceptor.
AUGUCGCAGUAUAUCCCCAACAUCCCCACAAAUUGCCUUGCCAAAAAGGUCGUUCUCAUCACAGGCGGCGCCAAUGGCAUCGGCUCAAGCCUAGUAACUCAAUGCCUGGAACAAGGCGCUAAUGUCUGCAUUGGCGAUCUGGACAACAUCUCCGGCGAGCGUCUACUAAAGCAAUGCUGCGAGAAAUAUCGUCCAGAGGAAGAAGACAUGCCCCCGCGCGCAAUUUUCCAAACAACCGAUGUCACCGACUACCCCUCCGUACUGGCAUUAUUCGAUCUAGCCUUCAAGACCUAUAAACGCAUCGACCACGUCGUCUCAGCGGCCGGCAUCGUGGAAAUUGGAAAUUGGUUCGAUACUUCCCUAACCCUAGAAACCGUCCGCCAAACCCCCACCCACAAAGUCAUGGACGUCAACCUCCUAGGCUCAAUGUACGUAACCCGCAUCGCAUCAGUCUACCUCCGCCACAACCGCGGCUCGAACUGCGACCGCUCAAUCCUCCUCUUCUCAUGCGUAUCGGGCUUCAAAGAAAGCCCCUCGCUGUUCAUAUACCAAGCCUCCAAACACGGCGUGACUGGGCUCAUGCGUUCGCUGCGAAACUACAUCUCAUCGCCCUACAAGCACUAUCUUCGUAUCAAUACCGUUUGUCCCUGGGUGACGCAGACGGAUAGUAUCAAGAAAGUCGAGGCACAGUGGAAACAGGCGGAUCUGCCUAUCAAUACCUCUGAGCAGGUUGCUACUGUUGCGACGGGUGUUUUGGCGGAUCAGUCUCUUAAUGGGACGUCUAUGUUUGUUGAGGGUGGUCGGGCUUGGGAAAUCGAACGGAAUAUUGAGAGACUUGAGAGUGAGUGGUUGGGGGAUGAGCCGUCUAAGGCGCUUGCGGCGGGUCAGGGAUUGCUUGAUGAUGGGUCUAUUUGGACUGCGCCGGAGAGACCGCGGAAGAAGAGUACUAUUUCUGUUGGGGUGCCGCCUGGGGUGCCGCUUGAUAAACUCAAUGGGCUUGCUCUUGCUAAUGGGGUCAAUGGAAUGUCGAAUGGAUUGGCUAAUGGGGUGCACUAA